AUGGACCUUGGCAAGCUUAAAUACUUUCUUGGAUUGGAAAUUGCAAGAUCUAAUCAAGGUAUAUAUCUCAAUCAAAGGAAAUAUACCUUAGAAUUUCUUGAGGAAAGUGGCUUAUUGGCUACUAAGCCUAGUACCACUCCCUUUUAUUGCUCCUUGAUGCUUCAUGACAGUGAAUCACCACCUCAUGAAGAUGAAACAGCUUAUAGGAGGCUUGUCGGAAAAUUGUUAUAUUUAACUACAACAAGACCUGACAUUGCCUUCAUUGUUCAGCACCUUAGUCGAUUCAUAUCUAAGCCUUUACAAGUUCAUCAUUCAGCAGCAAUUAGAGUUCUCAAAUAUCUCAAAGGGGCUCUUGCCAAGGGAUUAUUCUAUUCUUUCUCAUCAACACUAAAAUUCUCUGGCUUUACAGACUCAGAUUGGGCAAGUUGUCCUGCUACUCGCAGAUCAGUGACUGGUUAUUGUGUCUUUAUUGGCACAUCUCUAGUGUCCUGGAAAUCCAAAAAGAAAUCCACAGUCUCAAGGUCCAGUUCAGAAGCAGAAUAUAGAGCUUUGGUUAGCUUAUCUUAUGAAUUACAAUGGCUGCAAUAUUUGUUCCAGGAUCUUCACAUCUCUAUUGAUGAACCUAGCUCAGUAUAUUGUGAUAACAAGAGUGCUAUCUACCUUGACUGUCAUGUCAUUCGUGAGAAAAUUCAAAAUGGACUCAUUCACCUCCUGCCAGUUUCUUCUGUUGCACAAUCGACAGAUGUGCUUACCAAGCCACUGCAUGUUGCCUCAUUCACUUCAUUGGUUUCCAAGCUUGGCCUAUUAGACAUCCAUAGUCCAGCUUGUGAGGGAUAUUACAUGAUGUAA
Molecule: messenger RNA, 849 nt
Organism: Lathyrus oleraceus (garden pea)
Lineage: Eukaryota; Viridiplantae; Streptophyta; Magnoliopsida; Fabales; Fabaceae
Exons: 1
Coding region: 1-849 (282 amino acids)
Source: RefSeq, a predicted model, not a curated record